AUGAAUGGAAACGACACAUCAGAUCUAUCUAUGAGUUCAAAAAAUAAAUUUGAUUUGAAUCAAUUCUUGGUUUAUUCACUUAAUCCACUGAGUGAAGAUAACCAGAAAUUUGAAACUGGUUCUGGUAUCGCCCAAGAGAAAAACGAUACUUCAAUUAUUUAUCUUUCACGACCAAAUAACCCUGUUUCAAAUAGAUCUACAUAUUCUACUCAGGCUCAAGAUGUCACAAGUUUAUUGGAUACCAAAAAUGUAAAUACAAAUGUGUAUCAUCCAUCGUUAAAUUUCCCUAGUAAAGAUAUUGAUCAAUUGUCAUAUACAACAACUUCAUCACUUAGUCAAGCCAGAUCCAAUUCUGUGUCUACAGCAAUUACUACCUUAACUACCGCUUCGUCUUGUAAAUCACAACUUUCACCAAGUAUUGCUGAAAAUGUGAAUGUCGACAUUAAUCAGUUUCCUCAUAAUCAUCAAUUUGAACAAAUUGCUACUUUCCAAGAACAAACAACUGUAUGUUGGUCCUCUGAUAAAAUACAUUUUUUGGAUCCAAUCUUGAUUCAAGAUAUUGAUAAUAUUACCAAUAAUUCCUUGACUCAUCAAGAAAAGAUUAAUGCUAUUGGUGCUGAUUAUAGUCAUAGAUUUAUUGCUUUUGCUAGCUCACCUCCACCACCCCAACCACUGCAACUGCAACAGCAGCCGUCGCCACCACCACCACCACCACAACAACUGGUACCCCAAUUUCAAGACCAAUAUGAAGGUCAACUCAAUACUGAGACAGCAAAACAAAGUAGUGAUACAUUAACUCAAGAUGAUUACGAUUUAAACAAACUGGAAUUGUUGAAUAACCAAACCAUGGAAAUCGCUGUAGAAUAUCAAACUUCGGAUCAUCAAUUGAUAGAAUAUGCCAGUUCUAGUAGUAAUGUGCUUUUAGGAUACCUGGAAAUUGAUGUUGAAGUUCCUGAAAAUGAAAGAUCAAGUUUGCAGCCGGAGUUUGAUUAUAAAAGAGUUUGUCCCAUGUCAAGAGACAGUGACAGUACAUGCGACGAAUUAGAAAGUUUGGAAAAAUCAUCUAAUUUCAUUUAUGUUGAAGAAUGUAAUUCAUCCAAUGUCCCUGUAGUAACAUCAUCGUCUUCUCCUACCAAAAAAUAUAUAUUACAAAAUAAUAUUCCAUCGUCACCUAUUAUUGGAGGAAAAAGGAUAAAUAUUUUGGAGAACCAAUUUUUAAAUGCAAAAGAUGAUAAUUAUGGCGAUACACAUGAUCCAACUAUGGGUGCUGAAAUUAAAUUUGUCAAUGAGUAUAAAGCGACCGAAUUAUCAAAAAAGGGUUCAAUGGUAUCUCCAUUGGAAUCUUUUUCAUCGGAAGUUAGCAAUCCCAACACCAAAACAACUAACCCUUUAAGGAAACCCCUUAAAAAAUAUGUCAAGGGAAAUAACUUGAUGAUAAUGCCAGUUAAGUUUACAUUUGUGGAAAAACGAGGUGACUAUAUUAACCAUAUAGCCAAUCUUAAACCUUUAGUAUCAUCAACCAAUCUUGAAUUAUUUUCAUUUUUAGAUUCUAGAAUUGCUAAUGAGAUUUAUGAAAUUGGUCCCAAAAUAUUACCUCAACCAUUUUCUCAAGAAUUUUUGAAUCUUGCUAAUGAUAAAUUUCUUCCAUUAUCAAUAUUAACGAAAAAACUUGAAUUUCAAUUAUCAAAAGGCCAAGUUACCAAUUAUAAUGUUAAACAAAGUCAUCCUGCAAAAUGUCCUAAUCGUCCCAAUAGUCAAGGUGGAUUAGGACCUUUCCGAGUAGAACCACUGAAGAAACGACCAUCGUCGAAAUUAAAUUGUUCACCUAGCAACAACAACAACAACAACAGUAGUAGUAGUAGUAAUAUUAAACCUGAAUUAGAUGUAAAAAAUGAUAGAUAUUAUUCACGAUUAAAUAUUUAUGAAUUAUCGAAAAUACUUGAUUUGCAUCGAUAUUCAAUUGGAUUAACUAAAUUAAUUGAAUUAAAUGUUCUUGAAAUGUUUGGUAAUUAUUGUGAUUUCCAAUUAGGUUAUCAAACAUGGAUAAGAGAUACUGAUAAAGAAAAAAGACGAGCUUUAAUUCAACAAUUAUAUUCUUAUACUUCGACUUUUUAUCCGGAAAUUGAUAGUUUUAAAUUGGAAGUGAUUAUUAGAAGAGGUAGUUAUAGUUUAAUGCAAACUAGACUAAGAAGAGAACGUCGUUUGAAAAAAAGAUCAAAUGAUACCCAUAUAGAAAGAAUAAGAAAUUAG
Messenger RNA from Candida dubliniensis CD36, 2250 nucleotides. RefSeq lists its product as uncharacterized. The transcript has a single exon. The record is from RefSeq and is a predicted model, not a curated record. Lineage: Eukaryota; Fungi; Ascomycota; Pichiomycetes; Serinales; Debaryomycetaceae. The coding region runs from base 1 to 2250 and encodes 749 amino acids.